Momordica charantia (bitter melon) is the source of this 687-nucleotide messenger RNA. RefSeq names its product Ribosomal protein L31. Gene Ontology annotation, biological process: translation. Gene Ontology annotation, molecular function: structural constituent of ribosome. The record is from RefSeq and is a predicted model, not a curated record. Lineage: Eukaryota; Viridiplantae; Streptophyta; Magnoliopsida; Cucurbitales; Cucurbitaceae. Gene Ontology annotation, cellular component: ribosome.
AUGAGCGAGUGGCCAUGCGACAAGGCCUUGAAGAACUCAUCUCCCAAUUCUGCUCUUCCUCCCACUUAUCCUUCUUCAUCGCACCCAAACGCAGCAAUGCUGAACCUAACAAAUUCCUUCCUCCAACGGCGAAUUCCCCCAGCCGUCGCGCCGGCGAAGAAGGAAUUCGGAGCGAGAAGUCACCGGCCGGUGGUCACCUGCCGGAAGAAGGAUCUCCACCCCCAAUUCUACGAGGACGCUAAAGUUUAUUGCAACGGGGAGCUGGUGAUGACGACGGGUGGGACCCAGAAAGAGUAUUCGGUGGAUGUGUGGUCGGGAAAUCACCCAUUCUAUUUGGGCAGCCGCUCCGCCCUGCUCAUCGACGCCGACCAGGUCGAGAAGUUCCGCAAGAAAUUCGGAGAGUUGUCGCAGUUGAUGGAGAUACCGGUGCUCAAAGGCGAAAUCAUUCUGCCCACUAAGCGCAAAUCCGGCGGCAAAGGGAAGAAGAAGUAGAAGAAUGAAUUUAGUUGCCGGAUUCUUCUGUUGUGCCUGGUAAUCAGUUAAAUCCAAAUGCAUAUUAAGAUUCUUGGUUCUUCUCUUGUAUUGCAUACUUGUGUAAUUUAGUGCAUUCGAAACCAAUUUGUCUGAAUCGAACAAUUCGUUUAUAUUUUUGAAUGCUCAAGGUUGAUAAAAAGUUUCGUGGGGUCU